Drosophila arizonae is the source of this 1267-nucleotide messenger RNA. RefSeq lists its product as uncharacterized. The record is from RefSeq and is a predicted model, not a curated record. Lineage: Eukaryota; Metazoa; Arthropoda; Insecta; Diptera; Drosophilidae.
AUGACAUCAAAAACUAAAGAGAACUUUAAUGCCGAUGAAUUGGUGGCACCUUUGUGGUUGAACACCCAAUUUCUCGAGCAAGUGUUGAUUGAGCAUGGAAAGACUCCAGACCUCAGAGUUGUCGAUGUUAAGAUAUCCCCGGCAAGUGCCAAGGGCGAUCACUAUGCGAGCAUUAUGUUUCGGGCAAAUGUCUCGUAUACCACAAAGGCGGGAGAUCACUCCAAGUCGCUUAUCAUCAAGACAAUGCCCGACCACGAGGGGCACAAGAAAGAUAUGGUCGGUAGCUCGAACAUCUUUGUCACCGAGAUCGGCAUGUAUACCAAGGCAUUGCCCAAGUUCGAGGAAAUGCUUCGGGAAGUCGGCGAUAAUACAAAGCUGUUUGUUCCCUGCAUCUAUCACAGCUUGGAGCCGCGCCAGGUUAUGAUCUUUGAAGAUUUGGUGCCGCAGGGCUAUACGGUCGUUCGAAGUCGUGAUCCAACCGUCCCUGAGCUGAGGAUCGCAUUUCAGAAGCUAGCCAAAUGGCACGCAUGCAGCUUCAAAGUGCUGAACGAGCAACCGGAUUUUCUGCAAGAAUUCAAGUACGGUCUGUUUAGCAUGCAUUCCGUUUUGAAAGAUGCUUAUUUUAACUCUGGCAUGGGCACAUUCAUUGGAUUGCUUGAGGAAGUUCCCGAACUCAGAAAGUAUGUUCCCUAUUUCAGUAAGAUAAAAGCUGAUUAUGUGCAGCAAAUGCGAGCGAUAAUGCAGGAGUAUUACGAAAGCCGGAAGCCCAAUGGGUUCUACGUGCUCGGCCAUUGCGACUUUCAUGCUCGCAAUAUGAUGUUCAAGCACAACAAAGAUGGCGGCGUGGAGGAUGUUAUGCUACUGGACUUCCAAAUUAGUAACAUCUGCCCCGUAACCACUGACAUUAUAUAUUCUGUCUAUAUGCUGAUGGGCCCCGAAGAGCGACACAAUAACUACAAAGAACUGCUCGACUAUUAUUUCUCCGAGUUUCUCGUAACACUGCAGAAAAUUGGCUAUAAAGGCGAAUUUCCCAGUUUGAUGGAGUUUUGGAAACUAAUCUCCCAGCACAAGAUCUAUGAUUUCUUUCUGAUAUCAACUUUCUUGCCUAUGAUGGGUUGUCUUCAGCUAAAGGACUUCGAUCCCGCUGAACUGAUGCAAAGCGAAGACGCCCGCAAGCCCUUGUACCGCUUAGAAAGCUACAUCAAAGAUAUUGAGUUUCUAUUGGCCAGAUAUGAGGAGCAGGGUUACUUUGAGUAAAGGCUAUGAU